AUGGGUUGCGGAGGAGAUCGUGAAAAGGGUCCGCCCGAGCAUACGCAGAAAUGGGACUUCAUCACACUAUCCGACUUCAGGGCCACAUCGAUAUGGACCACGCUGGCAUACAUGUGGCUGUGGACUAUGGCGCUCGUAGCUGUCGCCGUGUACGCUGUCGACACAUUUACAGCCGUCAAUCUUCUUGUUUUCGACAAGUGGAGCUCACAAGUAGAUCCGGCUGUACCCUUCAAAUACAGCAAGUGGAUCUUCGCAGCCUGUAUCCUACUGUCUUGGAUACUGUGCUUCUACGAAUGGAUCCGAGCAAUUCGUGUGAUCAAAAGAGGUGGCGUGGCGGAGAGCUACAUGGAUACCUUGGCUGUGACGUUGCAGAGCAUGCGAGGGUCGGGCUGGGGAAGGUUUCUGGUCUUUACCGAGCUGACGAAGAGCAAGAAAGGAGCCGACUACGUUGCUUUCUUCGUCUACUUUGCUUUCAACGGCGCUGUCCGUGUGAUCCUGGCCGAAGGACCGAGACAGGCUGUCAAUGCCAUGUCGUUAUACGCCGUCUUCAAUGCCGACCUGCUGCAUGGCGACGUGGCAGGCCAGCACUCCAACAUCGAGAAGUUCUUCCUGAAGCUCCAAGCUUUGGCGCAGCAUGAUGAACGACAGGCAAUCAUCCUAUCCUCUAUGUUGUUCACCCUGGUCAUUUGGAUGUUCAGUGCACUUUCCUUGCUCACAGCUUUGGUGCUGUACUUGGUCUUCUUGUGGCACUACAUCCCGCAACGUGAUGGGCGCUUGAGCGUGUACUGCAGACGCAAGAUCGACAGGCGAUUAGAGAAGAUCGUUGAUCACACGGUCAAAGCUGCUAUCGAAGAGGAAGAGCACAAGAGGCGGAAAGCAGAGAAUAAAGCUGAGCUCAAGAGGCAGAAGACGGGCGAGUCUGCGUCGACCACGAGCUUGGCUAGCAAGCCGAAACUGGCUCGACAGCCUACAUUGCCACAACUUGGCGAGAGUCCGGAGCUCAGCAAGGACGACAACAAGCUACCCGAGUUUGCGUUGGCCAGGCAGAAUACUUCGAGCACAGUGUCUACGUUACCGAGAUACGAGAGUCGACCGCCGACACGCAACGGCUCGCAACAGCAACCCACACUACCUACUUUGGAAGAGGACAGACCACAGAUGCCAUCACGCAUACCCACACAGGACUCGACCUGGUCACAUCAAAGCUAUGAGUCUGAUGCUCCACUAUUGUCGAACGCUGGCUAUGCUGGUGGCAAUGGACGUAAUAGUCCUGCGCCCUCCAUGCCUCCUGCUGCCUUCAGUCGGCAAGGCUCCAAUGCAUCGUUCGGUCGUCCAAUGCCAGGUCGAACCAUGACCAACGGCAGCCAGAGCUCACAGAGGCCAUUCUCGCCCAUGUCGAAUACUGGUCCCAUGAACAGACCGCCACCGGGCGCACGUUUCCCUGUCAGGACGAACACCGGGUUCAGCUCGAACGAUGCUCGAUCCGUCAGUCCGAUGACACCACAAGAUGGCUAUGGUAGACCGAUGGGUCCACCAAUGCGACAGAAUACUCACGAUAGCUUUCGUACUGCGCCACUAGACAGACAAGCCAGUCAGGCAUCGUCUUUUGGCCCUCCGUCGCAUAGAAGACCGUCAUACAACGCUCUCGGCAGCCAGCAAGGCUCAUUCAGCAGACUAAUGCAACGGCAGCCAUCGCCACCAAACAGCCAAGCUGGCAGAUCGUACUCACCCGCACCAGGACAGCAAGACCCUUACUCGCAAUCAAACAGUUACGAGAUGACGAGCCAGCCUUCGCAUUCCACACCUUACACAGCGACUGCUGGGCCUAGUCCAGGCGGCUACAGGGCCUUCACUCCCGCCCCAUCUACGGACACCACAUCUCCAAUCGAUCCCGCUCAGCCUCAGCUACUGCAGCCCAAGCGCAAUCUCACAGUCGCUGGAGGACCAGGUGCAGCAGGUAAUUACUUUGGCGACGUUCGAGUGGUACAACAACGUAGUGCUACCGCGCCUCUUGACCCACGGCACACGACUGGUUAUGGCGAUAUCAUCGACAACUACAAUCCAGCCGAUAACUUAUCGCCUCCAACAUCCGCCGCAUCUUCCGACUUUCCCUUCCGCGCCACAACUUCCGGGCCAGGACAAGGCUUAUCAUCGCACCCUCCAUUUCAGCACUCAGCCGCCUUCGCGCAGCGCCACCCCGCAAGCUCAAUUUACUCCAGCUACCGCGACAGCGACCUCCAACGCCCUUCGCUCCCAGACGCACCAAUGCCGGGUUUAACACGCGCGCAGACGGCUUCGCCGAUGGGGAUGCAUCCUAGUGGCGGUCAUGGUGGCGGAGUGACGAGUAGUAUAUACUCUGCCGACGACCGGCCGCGGAUCGAGAGCCAGACGAUACCUGGGCCACCGCUUGUGAGGGCGCAGACAGCGGGGAUUGGAGAGGGGCAUGGCCAGGCGUCGUUCGGUAGGGUUGCUGAUAUGAGGAGCCAGGAGGGAAGGACGAGUAGAUGGGAGAUGGGAAGUGGGAAUCGGUUUUGA
Messenger RNA from Recurvomyces mirabilis, 2535 nucleotides. RefSeq names its product Potassium transporter (gene KCH1). Gene Ontology annotation, molecular function: potassium ion transmembrane transporter activity. The record is from RefSeq and is a predicted model, not a curated record. Gene Ontology annotation, biological process: potassium ion transmembrane transport. NCBI's taxonomy places the organism in Eukaryota, Fungi, Ascomycota, Dothideomycetes, Mycosphaerellales, Teratosphaeriaceae. The transcript has a single exon. The coding region runs from base 1 to 2535 and encodes 844 amino acids. Gene Ontology annotation, cellular component: plasma membrane.